This is a messenger RNA of Emericellopsis atlantica, 1358 nucleotides long. RefSeq names its product OST3/OST6 family protein. The record is from RefSeq and is a predicted model, not a curated record. The transcript has 5 exons. NCBI's taxonomy places the organism in Eukaryota, Fungi, Ascomycota, Sordariomycetes, Hypocreales, Bionectriaceae. Gene Ontology annotation, cellular component: oligosaccharyltransferase complex. Bases 143 to 1135 code for a protein of 330 amino acids.
CAACGCGCGCGUCGAGUCGAUGAUGACAGCUAACUGGCACGCGAAUCCGGGGUCACCUACGGUUAAUACAACGUCGAACCACGUUGCUGGACAGCGCACUCACUCUAGUCAGAUACUUGACGAUUGUGCGCAAUAGCCGACCAUGAGGUUCUUCAAGUCUCUCCUUUCGGCGACCCUGCUCAUCGCAGGCGCCCUCGCCGCGAAAAAGUCCCCGACCGAACGCUUCUCGGAAUACCACACCAAGGCGUUAAGCUCGUCGCCAUUGAAGCUCUCUGAGACUUCGUACAAAAGCUUGACGUCUACGCCUCGCGACUACAGCGUUGUGGUGUUGCUGACAGCUCUCGAGAACCGCUUUGGCUGCCAACUCUGCCGCGAUUUCCAGCCCGAAUAUGACCUGCUGGGCAAGGGGUGGGUGAAGGGGGACAAGAAGGCCGAGUCUCGUUUGCUCUUUGGUACUCUUGACUUUGUGGAUGGCCGUGAUGUCUUUGUCUCGCUCGGCCUCCAGACCGCACCCGUACUGCUGCUGUUCCAGCCGACCGAGGGCCCCCACGCGGUGGCCUCGAAAGACCCGAUCCGAUACGAUUUCACAACUGGGCCACCAACCGCCGAGCAGGUUCACGGCUGGCUGUCUAGGCACCUCACUGAUCGCCCUCACCCUCCCGUUAAGAGGCCAAUCAACUGGCAACGAUGGGCAUCAGCCAUCACUAUCAUCCUCGGCGGCAUUACACUUGUUGCGACAGCUUCUCCAUACAUUCUACCCGUCAUUCAGAACCGGGCACUGUGGGCUACGGGCUCCAUGUUCUUCGUCCUUCUGUUCACGAGCGGUUACAUGUUCUGCCAGAUCCGCAACGUUCCCUAUGUGACGGGCAAUGGGAAAGGAGGUGUGAGCUAUUUCGCCGGGAGCUUCCAAAACCAACAUGGGCUCGAGACUCAGGUCGUUGGUGGACUCUAUGGCAUUCUCGCGAUCACUUUCACUGUGCUGGUCACGAAGGUGCCUACCAUUUCCAACCCACGUUACCAGCAAGUAGCCGCCGUUGCCUGUGGCGGAACCAUUUUCCUCUUGCAAAGUGCAUUGCUGAGCAUCUUUCGUAUCAAGAACGGCGGAUACCCAUUCUCGCUGCCUCCGUUCAUGUAAGAGGGUGGCCAUGAAUGACUGGCCGAGCACGCCAUGUCCUCUUUCAGGCCACAGACGUUCUUCUGGGGAUGUCAACGUCAUAACACAGCAACCCUGUGUAAGUUGCAGGAACAAAUCCCGAGCCUCCGCGAGGCUUAGUGGGCAGACACUGAACAUUACUUAGAUCUAGAGCCGGGUAAAUGCGCGGUGAUCGCGCACAAAACAUAGAACGACAAUAGACCAC